Molecule: messenger RNA, 722 nt
Organism: Rhea pennata
Lineage: Eukaryota; Metazoa; Chordata; Aves; Rheiformes; Rheidae
Product: pituitary tumor-transforming gene 1 protein-interacting protein-like
Exons: 7
Coding region: 49-600 (183 amino acids)
Biological process (GO): protein import into nucleus
Cellular component (GO): cytoplasm; nucleus
Source: RefSeq, a predicted model, not a curated record
CCGCGGCGAGCCGAGCGGAGCCGAGCGGAGCCGAGCGCGGCCCCCGCGAUGGAGGCGCUGCGGCGGUGGCCGCUGUGGCUGCAGGGCCUGGCGCUGGUGUGGGGCCGCGCCGGGGCGGGACUGGCCCAGCCCGCCGCCACGGCCGCGCCGGCGCACGCAUGUUCAGAGUUUUCUCAAAAGUCCUGUGAAGAGUGUCUAAAAAAUGUUUCGUGCCUUUGGUGUUACACAAACAACACUUGUGUCAACUAUCCUGUAAGAAGCAUUCUUCCACCAUCUUCCUUAUGUUCGCUCUCAAAUGCUCGAUGGGGAGCUUGCUGGAUAAACUUUGAGGCUUUAAUUAUUGCUAUAGCUGUAGCAGCUGGACUCAUUCUGGUGUCCAUAGCAGUCUGUUGCUGUUACUGUUGUUACUGCAGAAGGCAACAUUCCAGGAGUAGACUAGAAGAAGAAGAAGAAGAAAGACUAGCUAGAAAUAAAGAAGAACGAAGGCUACAGUCUCUUCAGCGGAAACAUGAGAGAAAACUGAAACACGAUGAAAUACGCAGGAAGUAUGGUCUUCUCCAGGAUUCUGAUAAUCCUUACAGCAGAUUUGAGAAUGAAUAAAUCUGAGAACCUUCUAAAAGAGCUGUGAUUCCAGAAUAUAAGAAGAUUGUUUUUUGCUUUCAUUUGCCCUUUUGGGUUUGUUCCUGCCUGCCAAAGACUUUGUUUGUUUGUUUGUUUUCUGU